GCACGGCUGACCAAUCCAUCUGAUUUAUCAGCCAUCAGCCAAUCUAAUCUGAUCUGAUCAACUAUAUAACGCUAACAACACCUUGACCAACCUGAGUGAAUCAACCCUUCACCCUCAUCCUCACCUCCUAAUCGUCAGCACCAAGCCCCCUCCAAAAAAUGGUCCAAUACCUCCUCACCGGCGUAACCGGCGGCCUGGGCGCCCACGUGCUCGAGUACUUCCUCGCGCACGUCGACCCCUCGACCUACGCCGUCGCCUCCUCCAACCCGGCCAAAGCGGAUGAAUUCACAGCCAAGGGCCUCGCCUUCCGGGUCGUCAACUACAACGACCCGAGCACGCUGGCCGCCGCUUUCGAGGGGGUCGAGAAUCUGUUCUUCGUCAGCUCCAACACCUUCGACAACGAGCGGCGCCGGAGACAGCAUCAGGAUGUGGUGGACGCCGCGCAGCGGGCGGGCGUGAAGCAUGUAUGGUACACCUCCCUCGCCUUCGGAGGCCACACCUCGACCUCGCAGGUCGCCGUCCAGCAAGCGCAUUACAUGACCGAGGAGAUGCUUCGCGUAUCCAAAAUUCCCUACACCUCCAUCCGCGAAGGUCUAUAUACUGAAGCCUUCCCCCUCUACUUCAACUGGUACCCCACCACGCAAACCAUCAUCCUGCCGCAGCCCACCACACCAUCCGAAAGCCCCGCAAACACCCAAAGAAUUACCUUCACCUCGCGCCAGGAACUCGGCCACGCCACCGCGCGCCUUCUCCUGCAGGGCGGGGCCCGCUAUCGCGACCAGAUCGUCGUGCUCAGCGCCCGGGAGACAUUGUCGUUCCGGGAGAUUGUGGACCUUAUCAAUGAAUACCAUCAUGACAGUAAAAAGGGGGAGGAGGGGGUAAGGUUAGAGUUCGUGUCAAAGGAAGAGUAUGUGGCCCGGAAUGCGGCGGCGGAUGAGGGCGGCAAGGCGGCGGGGUUCUUUGAGGCGAUGGUCUCGUGGCAUGAGGGGAUCGCUAAGGGGGAGGCAGUGGUCGAUGGGGAUGGGUUGAUGGCCGAGGUGUUGGGCAGGGAGCCGACGCCGACCUCUGUGAGGAUUAAGGAGUUGUUGGUCGCGGCGAGGGCGGAGGGGGGGUAUACGUGGCAUCAGAAUUAUGCUUAGCCUUCUUCCACUCUUCUUAGGGUUGAGGAUUUGGGGGGGUUGGGGAUAGUUUGGGUGUAUUCGAGAGUGAGGGCAUCAGACAUAAUCGUCUAUUUGCAGGUGUCUGUAGUAAGGAAGUGAUGUACUGUACAUACUUAAUUUUGGAUUAUAAGUUUAGUAAAGAG
This is a messenger RNA of Aspergillus homomorphus CBS 101889, 1303 nucleotides long. Its product is annotated as putative NmrA-like family protein. The record is from RefSeq and is a predicted model, not a curated record. NCBI's taxonomy places the organism in Eukaryota, Fungi, Ascomycota, Eurotiomycetes, Eurotiales, Aspergillaceae. The coding region runs from base 159 to 1139 and encodes 326 amino acids. The transcript has 3 exons.